UUCGCUUUUCUCUAUUUCUCUCUCUCUCUCCAUCCGCGAGAACUCGUCGGGAUAUUUAUGAGCGCUGGUGGAGUGGCGUGGCGAGGUGAGGAGGUGGCUGAUCUCUCUCAUCAAUCUCCUCCGUCGCGGUCGCAGCUGCGGGAGUGAAGCCGCCCCGCGGAGCUAGCUAAACCCUAGCCACUGCCCGGGCGGAGAGUUGGGGUUUGGGUUGGUGGCGGUGGGCCGGUGGCGGCUCGGUGGCGGAGCUCCGGUGUGGGGUGGUGUGGAAUGGAAUGGAAGUUAUUCGAUGAUUUCCCAGGAUUUUGACUAGGCCACAGAUGGUUACAAGUUGCAUUCAUGGUCAAAAUUGUGUCUGAACAUAGAGAUUCUUUGGAGUUCAUAGACGAAGUGAUUUGUUUUGUUCAAUACUUCCACACUUAUAAUGGGUGCUGUCUGCUCAAGGAAGAGAAGCCAAUUAGUGCACGAGGAUGACUCUUUCCAGACAUCUUCCAGGUUCUCAAAGACCAGCAGCUUGAAAUGGCUGCUGCUUACACUGCCACGCAGCAAUUCCGAUGUCUCCCGCAAGGGCCAGGGAAAGGGCCCUGGUCGUUGCCCAUCUCUAAUGGAGCUUUGUGUGGCCAAAGCCUGCGAGGAUAUUAACAAGUAUUCUAGUUUUUCUGUAUUGCCGAGGGAUCUCAGCCAGCAGAUUUUUAAUGAAUUGGUAGCGUCGAACCGUCUCACGGAGACAUUGCUUGAAACUUUUCGGGAUUGUGCACUACAGGACAUUGAUUUGGGGGAGUAUCCUGGAGUGAAUGAUGCUUGGAUGGAAGUAGUGGCUUCUCAAAGGCAUUCAUUGUUAUCAGUUGACAUUUCUUGCUCUGAAAUAACUGAUAGUGGGUUAUAUCUUCUUAGAGAUUGUCCAAACAUGCAAAGCUUGGCAUGUAAUUACUGUGAUAUGAUCUCAGAGCAUGGCCUAGGAAUCUUGUCAGGUCUUUCAAACCUGACAUCUCUCAGUUUCAAGAGCAGCGAUGGUAUUACUGCUGAAGCAAUGGAAGCAUUUGCUAAUUUAGUUAAUUUGGUAAAUCUUGAUCUCGAACGAUGCCUAAAGAUUCAUGGUGGCCUUGUUCACUUAAAAGGCCUCAGGAAUCUGGAGUCACUCAAUAUGAGAUAUUGUAACAACAUUGCAGAUUCAGAUAUCAAAUACUUAUCAGAUCUCACAAAUUUGAAAGAAUUGCAAUUGGCUUGUUGUAGAAUCACUGAUCUGGGUGUUUCUUAUCUUAGAGGCUUGUCCAAGCUAACACAGUUGAAUUUGGAGGGCUGUCCAGUGACUGCUGCCUGUUUGGAAGCUAUAUCAGGAUUGGCUUCUCUGGUGGUGUUGAAUUUGAGUCGGUGUGGCAUAUACGGUGAAGGCUGUGAAAACUUUCAAGGUCUUAAAAAAUUGAAGGUUUUAAACUUGGGGUUCAAUAAUAUCACAGAUGAUUGUUUAGCACAUCUGAAAGAGUUGAUCAAUUUGGAAUCUCUAAACUUGGACUCAUGCAAGGUUGGAGAUGAAGGCUUAUUACAUCUGAGAGGCCUUAUGCUUUUGAAAAGUUUGGAGCUAUCUGACACCGAAGUUGGAAGCAGUGGACUCCAGCAUCUAUCUGGCCUUCGGAAUUUGGAAAGCAUCAAUCUCUCGUUUACGUUAGUUACUGAUACCGGUAUGAAGAAGAUAUCUGCACUGAAUUCACUGAAGUCAGUUAAUCUUGACAAUCGGCAGAUUACUGAUGUUGGCUUAGCAGCACUUACAAGUCUCACUGGGUUGACUCAUCUGGACCUUUUUGGUGCUAGGAUAACGGACUAUGGCACAAGCUGCUUCAGAUUUUUUAAGAAUCUUGAAUCUCUUGAAGUCUGCGGUGGGUUAAUUACUGAUGCUGGAGUGAAGAAUAUCAAGGAUCUCAAAGCUCUGAAGCAACUCAAUCUUUCUCAGAACGUUAACCUGACAGACAAAACCCUGGAGCUGAUUUCUGGCUUAACUGCUUUAGUCUCGCUGAACGUCUCCAACACUCGUGUAUCCAAUGCCGGCCUCCGCCACCUGAAGGAUCUGCAGAACCUGCGCUCGCUGUCGCUUGAUUCCUGCAGGGUCACGACAAGUGAGGUGAAGAAGCUGCAGGCGACGGUGCUCCCCAACCUGAUAAGCGUUCGACCCGAGUAGCUGGACACUACAUGAUCACCUGUAAAUAAUCAUCUGGAUGGCUUCAUGUAGAUAGCUUUGCAAGGGCCUGGAUUGAAGCCAGAUUAAUAAGUAAAGUCUAUGGUAGCAUUUGUUGGCCUAAAACCGGGAGACGUUGGCCCAACCGGGAGAAAGCCUUUCUACACCCCAAAAGCUAGCUCAUGAGGUGAGGGACCCCUCCCCUUUUAAGUUGGUGCCACUCCCCCUAAACUUUCAAUGUGGGACUAUUCUCAACAGCAUUUACUAGGUCCUUCCUGCUCCGUUUAUCGGGAUCUUUUCGUUUUCAAGUACUGAAAAAAUUACUUGUAUUUCCUUCACUCCGUGUACCCUCCAAGGCGUGACGGGAAGGAACAAAAUUGUAAAUAUUGCGCUUCCUCGCCAUUGUGGGAUGCUUAUGUGUAGUGUGGUGUACAGUGCCGCAUUUUCUGUGGCAGUUUGUGAUGUCAUUGUGCUUGGGUUUCUUCUUUCUUC
This is a messenger RNA of Oryza sativa Japonica Group (Japanese rice), 2659 nucleotides long. RefSeq lists its product as uncharacterized. The record is from RefSeq and is a predicted model, not a curated record. Gene Ontology annotation, molecular function: protein binding. Lineage: Eukaryota; Viridiplantae; Streptophyta; Magnoliopsida; Poales; Poaceae.